Molecule: messenger RNA, 1127 nt
Organism: Gambusia affinis (western mosquitofish)
Lineage: Eukaryota; Metazoa; Chordata; Actinopteri; Cyprinodontiformes; Poeciliidae
Gene: zar1l
Product: zygote arrest 1-like
Exons: 4
Coding region: 20-913 (297 amino acids)
Biological process (GO): translation
Cellular component (GO): cytoplasm
Molecular function (GO): mRNA base-pairing post-transcriptional repressor activity
Source: RefSeq, a predicted model, not a curated record
CCUGUCGUAUGGCUCCAGGAUGGAGGGGUUCCUGUCCACGUUCCUCCCCUUUAGCGGCUAUGGCGGUCCCCCAGCUCAGGGGGGUAGCUGGGGGAAGGGAGACGGCCGUUUUCUCAUUCCUCAGGGCCUCAACUACCUGGAGAUCUGCAAGACCAUCUUGUCCCAAGUCAACCCCAGUUUACCUCUACCGCCCUGCGGGAAGGUGAACACCAAAGAGUGCGGCGUGCAGGUGAACGCGAAGGUGGACAAGGUGAUUCAGUGUUCCCUAGGUCCGAAAACGCUGCUCUACGUCGAAAAUCCCACCUCCUGCAACAGCUGCAAGACGCAUGACGAGAACCUCGACGUGACCAAAGCGGAGAGGAAGGCGUUGUUGGACACGCCGCCCAUGAGCAACCUGCGCUUCCUCAGACCUGUGUCCAUCUACUCGCCGGUGUUUGACCGCAGGGUCUUCCAGAAGAGUCUCAGCGAUGGCGCUGGACAGGACCCACUGGAAGCUUCUGACCAAGCCAAGUCUGAUGCUGACACGGAUCACAGUGGCGAGAACUUAGAAAACUGCUUCAAGACUGCGAUUCCUCGAUCCUCCAAGAGCCCAAACUUCCAGUUCCUGGAACAGCGAUAUGGCUUCUUCCACUGUAAAAAGUGCAACAUCCGGUGGGAGAGUGCUUAUGUUUGGUGCAUCUCUGGCUCCAGUAAGGUGUACUAUAAGCAGCUCUGCCGGAAGUGCCAGGUGGGGUUUAACCCUUACAGAGUGGAGUCUAUAGUCUGUAAGGGCUGCUCUCAGACUUGCUGCAGCUGUGAGAAGAAGCAGAGACACAUCAACAUGAAGAGGCCUCAUCGUAAAGACCUGUGCUGCCGCUGUAAAGGCAUGAGGCUGUCAUGUGACGCCACGUACAGCUUCAAAUAUAUCGUUUGAGCUAAUUCGCUAGUAGCUGAAUUUCAUUGCAUGGUUUGAGAGUUUGCGGUUAUGUUCAUGUCUGUCACUGGAAGCCACCCCUUACUUGCCUGCAACAUGCUGAACCUUUGACCAGCUGGAUUAGCUGACAACCUCUCAAAUUGCUAGAGGGUUCACUCUGGGUACUAUGGGCUUUUGUAAAAUGCAAAGGAAAUAAAUUCUAAGUUGCACUUCA